Messenger RNA from Neurospora tetraspora, 1177 nucleotides. RefSeq names its product pheromone precursor ppg-1-like protein. The record is from RefSeq and is a predicted model, not a curated record. The coding region runs from base 1 to 912 and encodes 303 amino acids. The transcript is spliced from 2 exons. Lineage: Eukaryota; Fungi; Ascomycota; Sordariomycetes; Sordariales; Sordariaceae.
AUGAAGUUCACCCUCCCUCUUGUCAUCUUCGCCGCCGUGGCCUCCGCCACUCCGGUCGCCCAGCCCGCCGCCGAGGCCGACGCUCAGUGGUGCCAGCUCCACGGCCAGUCCUGCUGGAAGGUCAAGCGUGUUGCCGACGCCUUCGCCACCGCCAUCCAGGGUAUGGGCGGUCUCCCGCCCCGCGACGAGUCCGGCCACCAUCCCGCCCAGGUCGCCAAGCGCCAGGUCGACGAGCUCGCCGGCAUCAUCGCCCUCACCCAGGAGGACGUCAACGCCUACUACGACUCCCUCAGCCUCGGCGAGAAGUUCGCUCCCUCCACCGAGGAGGAGAAGAAGACCGAGAAGGUCGCCAAGCGGGAGGCUGAGGCCGAGGCGCAAUGGUGCCGCAUCCACGGCCAGUCGUGCUGGAAGAAGCGUGAGGCUGAGGCUCAAUGGUGCCGUAUCCACGGCCAGUCCUGCUGGAAGCGUGAUGCCGCUCCCGAGGCUGCUCCCGAGGCCAACCCGCAAUGGUGCCGCAUCCACGGCCAGUCCUGCUGGAAGAAGCGUGACGCCGCUCCCGAGGCUGCUCCCGAGGCCAACCCGCAAUGGUGCCGCAUCCACGGCCAGUCCUGCUGGAAGGCCAAGCGCGCCGCCGAGGCCGUCAUGACCGCCAUCCAGUCCGCCGAGGCCGAGUCUGUUCUUCUCCUCCGUGACACCACCUUCAGCCCCGUCGACCGCGUCGGCAAGCGCGAGGCCCAGAACUGCAACGUCAAGUUCCACGGUGGUGUUAGGGGCACCUGCUGGAAGCGUGAUGCCUCCCCCGAGGCGGCUUGCAACGCUCCCGACGGCGCCUGCACCAAGGCCACCCGUGACUUGCACGCCAUGUACAACGUCGCUCGUGCCAUCGUCACCGCUCACUCUGAUGAGAACUAGAUUUCCCAAAAUCUUCUCCUCACCUAAGGGGACGAAAAGACAAGAGGGGCAAAAAAAGGCUUGGAUAUAUGAUUUUUGCACGCCCUCUUUACAACUUUCACUUCUUUCAGGAAAAAAAAAACAACACAUCUCUAUAUAUAAACACACAAACACUUUUUGGGUUCACACCUAACACACAAAGGGAUUGGAUAGGCAAAAGGGAGGGGUCUUUUGUUAGUCUCCUACUUAACUUGUACAAUCCUGUUUUUACAUCAUCAAUUAUUCU